UUUCUCAGAAUCAAGUGUGAUAAUAUCAAGUUUAUUUUCAACAAACAAUUUAUUUGUUAAAGUUUCAAGCAAUUUUAAGAUUACAAUUAUAACAUGAACAUCUAGUAAAUGGUUAUUAAAUACUAACAAUUUAUCAAUACUACAUGUAUUUAAUAAUAAUUGAGUUUAUUAAAAUAUAGAUUUUUAUAAUCUGUAUUUAUUAAACUGGAUAAAUAAAUAAUUAACUGAGAAAUGAACUCAUCGGCAAUAUCACCAACAUCAACAUUGGGAAAUUCAUCAGGACGUAGUGAAUCUCAAGAUUCAGGCUUAAGUGCAAGUGGUACACAAACAUCAAAAAUUCUCAAUCAAAUGAAAGCUGAUUUACAAGUACAAAAACAACAAAAGAAAUUAAUCAAAGAAUUACAUGCAAAACGUGUUAAAUCAUUAAGAAAAGAAUUGGAUUAUUUAAAAGCAACUGAAUGGAGAUAUCAUACUAGUGACAGUUACAAAUAAUCAAAUAAAUCAAUCAGUCAAAAUUAAAAUUAAUAAAAACAAUACACUUAUUAAAUUACAAUAAAUAAUAUAUAAAAUAAAUUAAAUUUAAAAAUGUUAUCUGUACUAAUGCACGUAGCUAAAUCAAUGCUUGGUUAUUCAACAACUGAAGAACCAAGUAUUGAUGAUUUAAUAGCACGUAUUGAUAAUGCCAAUAUAAAUACAAUGACAUCAUCAAAUAAAGAUGAUAAUCAAACAUCAGAUGAAAUGACAGUUGGUGCAUUUUAUAAAAGUGGUACAAUAACACAAAUAUAUGAAGAUUCAGUUGUUAUUGAUGAUCAUUUUAUUUGUGAUUUAACUGAUAUUACAAUAAAUAAAUAUGAAAUUGGUACAAAAGUAAAUUAUCUUGGUUAUUUAAAAUCUGAAAAUGAUGAGCCAAGAAUACGUAAAAUAAUAUCAAUAUGCGAUGGUUUAUGGGACAAUAAUAAUAAUUCAAAAACAAAUGAGGAAUUAAUUGAUAAUAAACAAAUAAUGAAUAAAUUUAUAGUUGAUAAAGUUAAAAAACGUGAAGGAAGAAAAGUUUAUUUUGAAACAAUUGAUAAAGUGAUUGAUUUAAAUAAAGUUGAAUCAACAUUUGUUCCUUAUGUUGGUGAUUGGAUACAGCUUGAAUCAUUACUUGAAGUUGAUGAAUUAUCACAUGAUUUAAGUGGACAAGUAUUAGAAGUUAAUAAAAUACAACCAUUAAGAUCUAAAAUUAAAAUUGGUCUUGUUACAAAAUAUGAUGCAAAAACUGGUGUUGGUUCAAUUGAAAAAGAUAUUGUAUUUAAUAAAUAUUCAUGUGAAACUGGUUAUAUACCACGUCUUGGUGAUAAAGUUGUUUGUGAUUGUAUUGAAAGUGAUCAAGGUAUAUAUAUUUGGCGUUGUUUAACAGUUGUAUCACUAUAUCAUUUACAAAAACAAAAUAACAAUAAUGGUGAUGAUGAUGAUGAAGAUGAAAAUAAUAUUAAAACAGUUGAAAAAAAUAAAUUAUAUGAUCUUGAACAAAAUAAAAAUGGUAUAACAAUAACAAAUAUUGAUUCAACAAUAAUGAUGGAAAUAAAUGAAGAAAAAGAAAUAAAAUUAAUUGUUAAAAAUUCAAGUAAUAAUUUUCAUAUUAUGAAUAAUAUUAUAACAGAUGAUCAAUCACAACUUGAAAUAUUAUCUCUAAAAUCAAGUUAUUGUGAAAUAAUAAUUGAACCAAAUGAAUCAAUUGAAUAUUUAUUUAAAUGUUUUGGUAAAUUUGUUGGUUCAACAGUUGAAUCAAUAACAUUUUCAUUUGAAGGUUUUAAAAUUCGUCGUAGUAUAAAUAUUAUUGUUAAUCCAACAGAAUUAACAAUAUUAUCAAAUGUCAUUGAUUGUGUUAAAAAAAAAAAUAUAGCAAGACAAGAUAAUUAUAAUCAAGCAUCUUAUAUACAAGGUAUUAGACCAGUUAAACCACCAAAUUUUAUAAAAGUUAGAAGUGGUGUAUUUAGAAUACCACAACGUUAUUGGGAUUUAAUAUUACCAUUAAUAAAUGAUAAUAAAUCACAAAAUGAAAUUGAAGCAAUUGUCAGUGAAAAUAUAACAUUUUUAACAAAAGGUUUAAAUGCAAUGAAUUAUCGUGAUAGAUUUCAUGCAUUAUUAUAUCUUGAAGAAAUUGGUUUAACAAUUGAAAUGCAAAAAUAUGAUAUUGAUAGUGGUAUAUUAAUAGCAAAAGAUGAUUAUCUUGUAUUAAAUGUACCUGGUUUAGUUGAAAAACGUCCAUCACUUAUUAUUGGUGAUCGUUGUAUUGUUAAAUUUAGAUGGGAUUCAUCUGGUGGUAAUAUUAAAUAUGAAGGUUGUAUACAUAAAAUAUGUAGUACAAAUGUAUUAUUAAAAUUUAAUCCAAAAUUUCAUGAAAUAUAUCAUGGUGAAGAUUGUAUUAUAACAUUUAAAAGUUCAUAUUCAUCAAUUGGACGUUGUCAUAAUGCUGUUAAUUUAGCAAUAUUAUAUUUAGGACCAGAAUUAUUAUUUCCAACAUAUGUUAAAGAAAAAUUAUCACAAACAAAAAUAUAUGAAACAAUAUCAUCAUCUGAUAUUGUUAAAGAACAUAAAUUAAAUUGGUUUAAUAAAAAACUAAAUAAAUAUCAAAAAGAUGCUGUUUAUAAUAUAUUAUUAGGUAUUGCAAGACCAUUACCAUAUGUUAUAUUUGGUCCACCAGGUACUGGUAAAACAGUAACAUUAUGUGAAUCAAUAUUACAAAUAUUUACAUUAAUACCAGAUAGUCGUAUACUCAUAGCAACACCAUCAAAUAGUUCAGCAAAUUUAAUAUCAGAAAGAUUACUUGAUAGUAAUGUAUUAAAACCAGGUAAUUUAAUACGUUUAAUUGCACAUCAUUGUCUUGAUGAUGAUUCAAUACCAGAAAAAUUAUUACCAUAUUGUGCAACAGCAUCAUUAGCUGCUGAAGGUACAGCAUCAAAUUAUAAAAUAUGUGAUAAUGGUACAAAAUUAAAUUGUACAAUGAGUAUACUUGGUAGACAUCGUAUUACAAUUGGUACAUGUAAUGCACUUGGUAUAUUAUAUAAUGUUGGUUUUCCACGUGGACAUUUUACUCAUAUUGUUAUUGAUGAAGCUGGACAAGCAACUGAACCAGAAAUAAUGAUACCAUUAACAUUUACACAUUCUGAUCAUGGACAAAUAAUACUUGCUGGUGAUCCAAUGCAACUUGGUCCAGUUGUAACAUCAAAAUUAGCUGAUUCAUUUGGUCUUGGUGAAUCAUUUCUUGUACGUUUAUUACAACAAUUUCCAUAUCAACGUGAUAAUGAAGGUUUUAAUAAUGGUUAUGAUCCAAGACUUGUUACAAAAUUACUUAUGAAUUAUCGUAGUUUACCUGAAAUACUUGAAUUACCAAAUGCAUUAUUUUAUGAUUCUGAUCUUGUUGCUAAAUUAUCAAAUAAACAUAGUAAAGAAGCUGAAUUAUUAAAUAAAUUAACAGAUAUAUUACCAACAAGAGAUUCUGGUAUUACACCAGCAAUUGUAUUUCAUGGUGUUAAUGGAGAAAAUCGUCAAGAUAUUGAUAGUCCAAGUUGGUAUAAUACAGCUGAAGCAACACAAAUUUAUCUUUAUUUAACAAAGUUAUAUAAUAAUGGUUUAACAUCUGAUGAUAUUGGUAUUAUAACACCAUAUAAAAAACAAGUACGACAAAUACGUGAUUUGCUACAAGAAUUUGAUGUUGCAUCACCAAAAGUUGGUAGUGUUGAAGAAUUUCAAGGACAAGAAAGAAAUGUUAUUAUUGUAUCAGCAGUUAGAACAACUGAAGAUUAUAUUCAACAAGAUAUUAAACAUUCAUUGGGCUUUGUUGCAUCACCAAGAAGAUUAAAUGUUGCUAUUACAAGAGCUCGUGCAUUAUUAAUUAUUAUUGGUCAUCCAACUUUACUUUCUCAGGAUCCAUAUUGGCGAAGUGUUAUUGUUUACUGUAAAGAACGCAACUGUUAUACUGGUUGUAAUUUUUCACUAUAAUUUUCAUUCUUAUUUUCAUUAAUUAAUUAAUUAUAUUAUUCGUAAAAAAUAAAUAAAUAAAUUUAUAUUAAUUUGAAA
This is a messenger RNA of Aphidius gifuensis, 4065 nucleotides long. RefSeq names its product probable RNA helicase armi (gene armi). The transcript is spliced from 2 exons. Bases 586 to 3987 code for a protein of 1133 amino acids. The record is from RefSeq and is a predicted model, not a curated record. NCBI's taxonomy places the organism in Eukaryota, Metazoa, Arthropoda, Insecta, Hymenoptera, Braconidae. Gene Ontology annotation, molecular function: helicase activity.